AUGAAUAUGGCCUUUUCUUCCGAGAAGUACAAAUCCCUUUUCCCCCUCCUCCUCCUCGUCUACGUCCCACUCACCUGUCUAUGCCAGUCAAACAACACCACCACAGUCAGUCCCACAAACACUACAACUCCUUCCUCAAAUGUUACAUCACAGAAGCCUGUGUCAGGCUGCGGGGCAGGACUGGACCCUGUCUACAGGUAUCUGUGUGAUCGGCGAGCAGCAUGGGGCAUUGUCCUGGAGACCCUGGCCUCCUCAGGCUUCCUGUUCAGCAUGAUUCUCCUAGUAGGCCUGCUGCUCUGGUCCCUAUGGAUCUCAUGUGUCUCAACACGACACCAUCGCAGCAGCAUCGGAGGCACGGUGGCCUGUAUGUUCAUGUUCCUGUUGGCCACAGGUGGGAUCUUCGCCAUCACCUUCUCCUUCAUCAUCCGUUCAACUCCUCAAACCUGCCCCACCAGGAUCUUCCUCUUCAGCGUGUUCUUCUCCCUGGCCUUCUCCUGCCUGCUGGCUCGCAGUCUGGCUCUGCUGGGCUUCGCAGCAGCCCGGGGUUGGGGGGAACCGGCCGUGGCCCUGGGCCUCUUCACCGUGCAGGUUAUCAUCUCUACAGAGUGGCUGAUCCUGGUUCUGGUCAGGGAUAAGGAAACUUGCGAGUACAGCCAGGACGAGUUUGUCAUGCUGCAGAUCUACGUGAUGUGCCUCUUGGCUAUUAGCUUGAUCCUCUCCCUGCACUUGCUGUGUCGCUCCUGCUUCACGUACAGCUACAACUACACAGGGCGUGCCCGGCAGCAUGGCCGCACUCAGGCCACGCUGCUCUGCCUCACGCUGCUGCUCUCCAGCUGCAUCUGGGUAGUGUGGAUCGCAAUGCUCACCAAGGGAAACCCUGACUUAGAACAUCGGCCAAAAUGGGACGACCCGGUGAUCAGCAUCGCCUUGGUGGUCAAUGGCUGGGUCUUGCUGAUGGGGCACGGGUUAAGUCAGGUGGCGUAUCUCUGCAGGGGGGAGGCCAGGUCCAAGGAUGUCCCCCUGAGCUUCGCAGGCUGGACCAGCCCCAGCGCUGAUAUCCCAGGACUGGGCAGCCAGAAGGAGGGAAAAGAAAACGGAAGCUUUGAGAAUGAUGGCGAUAAUAGGAGAGGCAGGGGGACUGAGACGACUCUGCGAUCACCCUAUGAGUCUGGAUUCUCCAUGACAGAAAUCGACCCUGACAAAGAUUACAGCAUUCCUCGUCCUCAGACCACCAACUACAGGGAACCCUAUGAUGAAUAUUAUGGACAGAAUUAA
Molecule: messenger RNA, 1275 nt
Organism: Scomber scombrus (Atlantic mackerel)
Lineage: Eukaryota; Metazoa; Chordata; Actinopteri; Scombriformes; Scombridae
Product: retinoic acid-induced protein 3
Exons: 3
Coding region: 1-1275 (424 amino acids)
Biological process (GO): G protein-coupled receptor signaling pathway
Cellular component (GO): intracellular membrane-bounded organelle; plasma membrane; signaling receptor complex
Molecular function (GO): G protein-coupled receptor activity; protein kinase activator activity
Source: RefSeq, a predicted model, not a curated record